Messenger RNA from Kogia breviceps (pygmy sperm whale), 974 nucleotides. The record is from RefSeq and is a predicted model, not a curated record. NCBI's taxonomy places the organism in Eukaryota, Metazoa, Chordata, Mammalia, Artiodactyla, Physeteridae.
GCUUCCCUGCCCUGGCCAGGCUCAGCCCGCUGAACCGCUGACAAGAUGCAGUCAGAUGAUGUUAUCUGGGAUACACUAGGAAACAAGCAAUUUUGUUCCUUCAAAAUAAGAACCAAGACUCAGAGUUUUUGCAGAAAUGAAUACAGCCUGACUGGACUGUGUAAUCGGUCAUCCUGUCCCCUGGCAAACAGUCAGUAUGCCACUAUCAAAGAAGAGAAAGGACAGUGCUACUUGUAUAUGAAGGUUAUAGAACGAGCAGCUUUCCCUAGGCGUCUCUGGGAACGGGUCCGGCUUCAUAAAAACUAUGAGAAAGCACUGGAGCAAAUAGAUGAAAAUCUAAUUUACUGGCCCCGUUUCAUUCGACACAAAUGUAAGCAGAGAUUCACCAAGAUCACCCAGUACCUAAUUCGAAUUCGAAAACUUACACUAAAGCAACAGAGGAAACUUGUUCCUUUGAGUAAGAAGGUGGAACGGAGGGAAAAAAGAAGAGAGGAAAAGGCAUUAAUAGCUGCUCAGCUGGACAACACCAUUGAAAAGGAAUUGCUGGAGAGACUGAAACAAGAUACGUACGGCGACAUCUACAACUUCCCCAUCCAUGCCUUCGACAAGGCCCUGGAACAGCAGGAGGUAGACAGUGGCUCUUCAGAUGCUGAGGAAAACGAUGAAGAAGAUAAAGAAGAUGUGGGAAAAAGAGAGUUUGUGGAAGAUGAUGAAGUUGAUGAGAGUGACAUAAGUGAUUUUGAGGACAUGGAUAAACUGGAUGCCAGCGGUGAUGAAGAUCAGGAUGAUAAAUCCUCCAGUGAGGAAGAAGAAAAGGCCGUUGACACUAAACACAAAGGCAAAGCACCCUUGAAAGGACCUUUAAGGAGGAAAAAAGCAUAUGUAGAGAUAGAGUACGAACUGGAGACAGAGCCCGAGGACAAGGCCACAACCAUGUGAUUUCCCUUCAGACGUUUAUAAACAGGACUGGGCAU